UAACAGGUGAUGAUCUGUAUUUGCUCAGUUUGAGUGACGCACACGCAUCGGUGUAAUAUUUUAUAUAUGAAAUACGUGACCGGAUCGACAGAUGGCGCCGCUCCCGCAGGCAUAAGGCUUCGGAGAUUGUUACCGCAGAAGAGCAGAUGGCCGAUUGAAGGAGGAUGUUCACUCCAAAUAAACCUGCACAUAAUUACCUGCAAACCUGCUGUAUAGCUGGACAGGAUUUUUGAAUUACUCGCAUCCAAUUCUCAAUUAAAACGAGGUGUCACUCAAGGCGUUGUGCUCGGACCAUUAGCUUUAAUAGGUUUCAUAUGUCCAACAUCGCCAGCUAUUGUUGCUUUGUUGAGAAAAUCUGUCAUUAAGCCUCCCAGUAAUGACUUGAAAGAUUGCUCUCCGGUUUAAAGUAGUGUUUUCCUCUGUCGCAUUAGCGUCCGUCUAGUGAAGAAAAUGGCGUAGAAAGCAUUUCCUCGCAAGUAAUGAAGUGCUUUACCGCGUCGAGUGUUGAAGAUAGAGUAGUCGGUGAUGGAUGGAUUUCAGUCACCUGCGCAAGAGUUGCUUUCACGGGCUUAUCAACCGUCGCGCAGUGCGCAGGCGCCGCGCCAGUCGCCCCCGGCCGCCGCUCCGGCCCGCACGCAUCGCGUCCGCGCAGUCCGUCCGACAACUUGGACUUUCGAUUUUGUUUCGCAACUGUAUAAGUGCAAAUAUUGUGGUGUCAGUGCAAAAACUAAUGUUGACGGAUCAUCACCUGGGAUUUCCAAGGUUAAAACCAAAGUGUGCAGUGCAAAAAGGAUCAGUUCUUAAGUGUGGUUUUCCUUCGCCGGCUACCGUCACGCGCGUCGACUAGUUUUUCCAUUGAAUACAGUAACACAACUACAUUCAUUGUAAAGCGAAGCCACGUGCAGCCGGACUGAGAUUAAUCAGAAAAUUGCUUUACAGUCACCGUAAAACUCACUCAAGUGGCCGUAAAAGGCAAUUAACCACUGUGCGUCUGUAACUUUCCAUUGUGACUAUAGACCUUACAAUAACAAACAAGAAAGUGCCCAAAAUAUAGUGCAAAAACAACAGAAACAGAAACCAACCAAUCAGUGCAUCGAUACUCCAAGUUUGGACCAAUCGCGGAAUGCCGCCGUAUCACGUUGACCAAUAGCAAGCAGUGGUAGUAAUUCAAGGUGGCUGCGACCGAGCUGAAGGAGGCUCUGGUGGAGCGCGAGGGUGAUGGCUGCUGCUGCACUGGAAUGAGGAUCGGUGACCUCGGGGGAGUCCUUCUAGAGGCCGCCAAGCUGACGCGCUCGUGGUUCUGUCAGAACCCUAGCUACGGCUUCUCCCAGAAGGUGGAUGAGGAGGAGACGGGAGGGGGGGUUCCUCUGCACCCCCCUGACGGGUUCUACUCGCACCAGCACUCGAUCCACUCGGGCCACCAUGGCAUGCACCAGGAGCCUGACCGAGGGUAUAUGGAGGGGAACAGAUAUGUUGCCGCUGCACAUCGCCCUAUGCCUGCUCUGAACCACUCUAACUCGUCAUGUUCAUCAGCGUCCAACGCCAGCGUGUCGGGCGGCCCGCUGACGGGCGAGCCGGCGCCGCCGUUGUUCAUCGCAGCGCCACCAGAGGGCUUCGGGCAUGCGGUGCACCAGAGCAACAGGCGUGGAACAGACGUGUCCAUCAUGGGGACAUCUGGAAUGACACAAAAAGAUCCAAGUUUACCCCAAAAACGGGGUAAAUUGGCGCGAGGUCGUUAUGAAAUGUCUCAAGACCUCCUGGAUAAGCAGACAGAGAUCUUAGAGAGGAGAUACGGUGGACUUCGUGCGAGGAGAGCCGCUGUGACUAUCCAAAGAGCCUUCAGAAGACGGCAACUGCUGAAGAAGUUUUCAGCCAUUACGGCGAUGGCCAAGGCGGCCGAUUCAAACAAUAGACGAACGCUUCAGGAAGGCGAUCAUCAACUAGUCAAUGGUAACGAUAUCUACGGGAACUCGUUACUCCAGAAGAGUCCGGGUGGCAUGGAGAAGAGCCUGGCGCUCACCAGACCCAUGCGGUCCAUGUCGCUCCGGGAACGACAUGAUGUGGACAUGAGCAACCACCUACAAAUGCAGAUGCAAAUGGAGAACCAGAGCGACGUCGAAGCGAUGUUGGCUCGCGUGCAACAGUCCGCGCAUCAGAUCCACAUGAUCGCGACGGAAAUGCCCCACCACCGGGGCGACGGCGACAGUGGGGUAUGCGGUUGCUCUGUCAGUGGGUCGGUGACAAACAUAUCGACGUCCUCGUCGCACAAUGAAUCUCUACACAGCCACCAGCUGAUGAAUAACUCAGGCCCAAUAUACGGGAACCUGCUAUCCUCCGGCGGGAAACCCCUCUCGUCGCCCACGGCGCGGCAGCAGCAGCAGCUCGCCGCCAUCCAGGCCGCCGCCGCGCGCAGACUGCCGCCCGAGGUGCCUAAGAGGACCAGCAGUAUUACCCUCAAUGCCGAGAGCCCAGUGUCGCUGCGUCGCGCAGACUGCGGCGCCGUCGCGCGCGGCGGCUCCAUGUCGUCGGUGCAGUCGUCAUCAUCGUCGUCGUCGCAGGAGCACCGGCACCACUACCACCAGCCGUACCAGCCGAGGGCUCCGGAGCCCCACCUCCUGCAAGAGCACGUGCAUUCGCACCGCGGAGCCAUGUACGGACCUCCUGAACAGUACACCGUGUGGAAGCGACAAGACAACGCGCCACACUACGACGCGCCGCCGCCGCCCGCGCCCUGCUGCCGCCAGCCGCCGCCGACGCUCAAGGUCUCAGAGACGGUGCGCAAGCGCCAAUACAGGGUGGGACUAAACCUGUUCAACAAGAAGCCGGAGCGCGGCAUCGCCUACCUCAUCUCUAGAGGGUUCCUGGAGAACAGCCCUAGGGGGGUGGCCAGAUUCCUGAUAACGCGCAAGGGCCUCAGCAAGCAGAUGAUCGGCGAGUACCUCGGCAACCUGCAGAACACCUUCAACAUGGCUGUGCUAGAAUGCUUCGUAAACGAGCUCGACCUAUCCGGCAUGGCAGUGGACGUGGCCCUCCGCCGCUACCAGGCCCACUUCCGGCUGCCGGGCGAGGCGCAGAAGAUCGAGCGACUGGUGGAGGCUUUCGCACGGCGCUACUGCGCGUGCAACCCCGACUUCGUGCAGCGCCUGCGCACGCAGGAUACCAUAUUCGUGCUAGCGUUCGCCAUAAUAAUGCUGAACACCGACCUUCACACGCCCAACCUGAAGCCAGAAGCUCGCAUGUCUCUAGACGACUUUGUGCGCAAUCUACGCGGCAUCGACGACUGUGGAGAUAUAGACCGGGACAUGCUCGCCGGGAUAUAUGACAGGGUCAAGUGCAGCGAGUUUAGACCCGGCAGCGACCAUGUUACUCAGGUGAUGAAAGUGCAAGCAACAAUAGUGGGCAAGAAGCCCCAACUAGCCCUGCCGCAUCGCCGCCUCGUGUGCUACUGCCGGCUGUACGAGAUCCCCGACAUACACAAGAAGGAACGCCCCGGCGUGCACCAGAGAGAGGUAUUCCUCUUCAACGACCUGCUAGUCAUCACGAAGAUAUUCAGCAAGAAGAAGUCGUCGGUGACCUACACGUUCCGGCAGUCGUUCCCGCUGUGCGGCAUGAUCGUCAACCUGUUCUCUGUGCCGCACUACCCAUUCGGCAUCCGCCUCUCUCGGCGCGUGGACGGGCGCCGGCUGGCCACGUUCAACGCGCGCAACGAACACGACCGAUGCAAGUUCGCUGAAGACCUGCGCGAGAGCGUGGCCGAGAUGGACGAGAUGGAGGCCAUGAGGAUCGAGCAGGAGCUGUCUAAGGGGAAGGGGAGGCCGAAUAAUAAUAAUAGGAAUGUGAUGGAGAACCGUGACAGCGGCGUCGCUGACGUGGACGUGGACCACCAGCCCUGCCUGGACCACGUACACCAGAUGCACGGCUACAUAGUAUCGAGCGUGGCGGUGCCCCCGCCCCCCUCCUGCCCCGCGCCCGCCGCCCCGCGCCUGUCUCAGAACCCGCCACCGACCAACAUCAUCAAGCGGAAUGUGCUGAGCAACUCGCUGGUUGAUAUUAAUGAUCCGGUGGCGCUAGCAGCAGAACGGCUCCAACGUCGGGGCUCCGUGGGCUCCCUGGACAGCGGCAUGUCGGUCUCCUUCCAGCACCAGCAGGGCUCCCGUACCGCGCUGCACCGCCCCGAGCAGCGCUCCCCAGGUCGUCUGUUCGGAGGCAUCUUCCCGGGGAGGCAACGCAAGCUGAGCGCCUCUGGAGUGCCUGACAGCAAGGGGGCACUGGGAAAAAGCACAGAAGUCUAAACAAACAGCUGUGACCUCAAGGAGUAUGCAACCUGCUUGGUUUGAUUAUCUAUUGGCUGAUAAGAAAACUUUUUAAAUUGUAUGUCUCAACGGCCAGUAUGUUUGCUUUCAAAUUUGGAACGGCUGACUUCACCAUCCUUGUGUUGACAAGAAACUGAUUGUUUCUAAACUUUUUCUUGAAGUGCCAUUUUAUGCAUUACUGGGUAUUUAUUUCAAGCUUGGAACGGACUUUUAGAAAGGGCUUUUUGGUCUUUGCUACAUAUCUCACCCAUUUGUGUGAGAAAAUACGAAACAGAGAGAGAGAAAUCUGUUGUAUGUCGUUUUUGGCACUUAGAUAUUUGAGCGUUAUCUAUCUUUCUAUACAUUUGUGAACUUUUAUAAGAGUUGUGUUGAAUGUAACACAAUCUCUAGUUUACCUACAUAAUGGCUGAUUACCUUGGUAAACACCAAGUGGAUGAGAUUUGAUCAGGGUAUCAAGUUUUUUACAAGACUCGUUUUGGAUAGGUAGUUUGAAAUGUAGGGUUGAAACGAAAAAUUCGCAACUUCCAUUGUUGACGUGCCAACUGUUUUCUACGGUACGCCUUGUUACAUUCUUUCAAUUAAAUACGAUUUUGUAACCUUGUCAAUACAUUAUUUGAUUACUUAGAAAUAUUUGACAACGAUGAUCGAACUUAAAAUAUGUAUGUUUGUUUUCAAAUUGUGGGUCCAUAUUUUGAACAGAUGUAAAAGUUUGGAAUCGUAUGAUAUGUAAAGAGAGUUUUACGUAAUUAUUUUUUACAUAUUUGAAGUAGAUACAAAAGUAUGCUUGUAAUAAAAAAAAACAUUCAUUGCAUGUUACCAAGAGCCAAAAGUAUUAAUAAAAUAUAUUCGUAUCUAGAUCGUUAAAAAACUUAAUUUCUUGAAAUAAAUAUUUACUGUAGUUGUACAUACGUUGGGACUAGCGAAAGAAAAUUACAAUUUGUAGCUAUCACAAUAUUUAUUUUCGCACAAAUAUAAAGCAAUAUUAUAAUUACAUCUCAAUUUUUGAAAUUACAAUAAAUUUAAUCGUAGUGAAGAAAAAAAUCACGAAUUUAUUCACUGUUGUUGAUGCAUUUUCAUAGAAAUUAUAGUACAUUUUAAUGAUUAUUGAAAGAAAAUUCUCCAUAGACUUAAGAAAUUUAAAUAAUCUCUUUAAAAAGACAUUGAGAACGAUUCUUGAGGGACAAAAUUACAUUUGAGUUUACACAGUCCACCAUUAAGUACUGUAAGAUCACCAAGGGUGACAUUCAUCAAAGUGUUCAAUCUAGAUUAAGUGUCUAAUCUCAAUUUAAGAAACGUUUAGUCCAUAUAUGGCAUGAAUCGAGAUUUAACACUAAGAUCUAGAUUUAAUAUGUUGGUGCAAGUGGCCCGAAAGUUUUUAAAAUUUUAAAUAAAAAUUUGGUUCCAUUAGAAUCGCAUCCAUUAUCUUUAAUAUAAAAAAUAUUAUUUUCUUACUUAAUACUUGUAAUAUUAUGUUUUGUGACCAUUAUGAAGGCAUUUAUUAACAUUAAAUUUUAAUAAUCUAUGAAGGGUGAAUCUUGAUACAUGAUUAAAUAUGUAUGUAUACUUAAAGUUUGUUUUAUCGACAGUAUAUUAUUAUGUUAAGUCUCAACUCUGUUCAUUAUACCCUUGUACUACAUACAUGACCCAUCGAACCAUUCUGUUCUUGUAUUCGUGAAACCUACCUACUUUCACAGUCAAGUAUUUUAAAGUACUUACUUAACUUGAGAGUUUUCUGAAGAUCCACAAAAAAGUAGAAAUUCCAAAUUGGACUGGUCAAAUGAAUUGUCUGUAAAAUUCAUUUAGGUACUAAUAUCGUACUCAUAAAGUAAAUAUUAAUUAAAUAUACCUAACUAAAAUAGCGAAUGUUGACUAUUUAACAGUUUGGUAGAUUUAUGUAUUUAAUAAUUGAUACUUUAUAAAAACAAUAGAUAGAAAAUUCGACUUUUUGACUCAAGAAAAGAGCUACUUACUGCUUUUACCUGACUGUACUUUUUAAAAUGCCCUGCAUUUUUGGAAGUCUUUUCCAGUGCAUGUUCUGUCCAUUAUAAUUAUUAUCACUAAAUAUUGAAUCUCCAUUUAUGUGUAGUUAUUAUUACGUAAUUAUCAUAUAAACAAAAAACUAAAACGAUAUUUUCUAAGGUGUGAUUGCAAAUGUUUAAUUGAACCCAAAUCUAUUCGUAGUUUAUCGUUAGUUUUCUUUAAAAUAAACUUUGUGAUACCUAAUUAUUAGGUUCUGUUUUGGUCAAGAUGUAAGGCCCGAGAAAGACACUUUUUGCUGAUUUAAAAGUGUGGGCAUAAUAAUUAUGAUUGCUUUUGUAUAUUUUGCCGAAAGCCAAAGAUGUAAUAUUUUGUGUUCGCGUUGAUUGAUAAUAGUUUAAGGUAGAUUUUCUGAAGUACUGAAUUUGGAUUGUAUUAGAAGUUAAAAUAAAGUGGAAUUGAGAUCUUUUUUCUUUUAUUAAUAAUUUCAGAAAAUCCAUCUUAUUGUUUACGUGUAAGAUUAAGUGGUAUUAUUUGGCUAUAAGGUGACGUAGAGACGUACAUACCAUUUUUUAGGUUUCGGGUUAGCCACUAAAUUUGGUUUACUUGGUUUUCCUGUAACAUAUAACUUGUACUAACUUAUUCAUAUUUAGGUUUAUGUAUGUAUAUUGAAGAGUACACCUAAUAUAUAUCAUUUAGUUUCUAAUUUGGAUUGUUAUAAAUAUUGGAUAUUUAGCCGUAAGCAAUAAUAGCGUUCCAUGUUGUAAAUUGUUGAGAGUUGCUAUACUAAGUCACUUACAAUAGUUUUUAUUUAAAAACAAUGAAAAUGUAUUUAUUUAUUAAAUAUGAAUAACAUUCAUGAGGAA
Molecule: messenger RNA, 7156 nt
Organism: Plutella xylostella (diamondback moth)
Lineage: Eukaryota; Metazoa; Arthropoda; Insecta; Lepidoptera; Plutellidae
Source: RefSeq, a predicted model, not a curated record